This is a messenger RNA of Symbiodinium sp. CCMP2456, 1119 nucleotides long. Lineage: Eukaryota; Dinophyceae; Suessiales; Symbiodiniaceae. The record is from the annotation of a GenBank genome assembly.
AUGGAGGCCACUGUUCGGCUGUUAGACAACGAGCCAAACGUUUCCGUGCAGGUGCUGUGGCGAGGUGCUGAGCUGAACUUGCUGCGCUCUCGCGAGGAGCCUGUAGAGCGCUUUCUGCAGCGGUUGGCCUUGAGCUGUAGCAAGCAAGCAAAUCGUCUUCUCGGUGGUCCUGACAAGAAGAAGGCCAAGAAGGAGAGCAAUCAAAAGCAAAAGAAGACCCAGCAGGCGGCCUCGGCCUCGGCGACAGAGGCUGGCACGUCUGGUACACAGCCAGCAAGCUCCGUGUCUGUUGCUCUCUACGAAGCGAACGAAGAGAAGGUGGCCGUGGGGACACCUGUGGCUGAGGCUCUACGCCGGGCUUCCCACGUGGUGAUAGAGGGCGAGCGGGUGCCAAUCAGCGUCAACCCACCGUCAGUGCAGAAGCUGGAGGUGUUUGGCCGUGCCCUGGCUGGGUGCCCACUGUCUGCCAUACUUCGUUGUGAGUUCUGCGACGCAUCCACAUUCACGCUGCGCUGGCUCACUCAGGUUGCAGCUGGGGCCUCCGGCCUUGUGCAAGUUGGUCAUGGUAACGUGUUCUGGGUUCCCGAGGCCGCCAAAGGUCGAACUCUGCACGUGGAGGCUGAGCCUCAUCCAAGCGUUCCAAGCACAUCGCGCUCCAAAGGUUCUGUGCGCGUUGGAGUUGUGGAGGAGGUUCCUCGAGGAUGGCCCGAACAAAGAGUUCAGGCCUUCGGCAAGCGAGCAGCCAAUCCCUCCACUAUCCGAGUUGUCAGUUUCAACAUUCUCGCUGUUCCCUAUGCCAGAACGCAGUUGGCCACACAAAUAAUGUAUCCCUACUGCCCAUCGCAGAUCCUGGACUACGCUUAUCGACAACCUUUGCUAGGCAGAGAAAUCCAGCGGUUGGACGGAGAUAUCGUCUUCCUGCAGGAGUGCACAUAUUUCACCUACCUGAAGUUCUUCCAGCCUUUGUUCGGCGAGAGGUACCACCUCCGCUGCUCCCUGAAAGCAAGCCACGUCUCUGAGGGUUGCUUGGUAAUGGUCCGCACGGAGUCGUUUGAGGCCAGUCGGAAGCGCGAUUUCUUGACUUGCGUCUGGCGCACCAAUGUAGAGUUCGGUCGCUGA